GAUGAAGAUGAUCCAUGGGCCGAUGUUGAUGAUGAUGAUGAAACAAUGUUAAAAUCCGGUAAAUUGAAUAUUGUUGAUCAAAUGAGACAGCUACGUGAACAAGGCCGUUAUAUACCAUAUGAAUUGACAACAAAUCAUAUGAAUGAAACAAUAUCACGUGUUGUUUCGGCAUAUGAAAUUUUGGAUCAAUAUUAUUUACCAUCAAGAGAAACAUGGGAAAAAUUACUUGGUCUAGUCACUGGUUUAGAUGUAACCGUACAACCGGAAUGUUUUGCAUCCUAUUUUCAAGGUGUUAGCGGUUUUCGUGGCUAUGAAACAUGGGCAUAUCGAUUUUUGGAUGUACGUGGAAGAUUUCCCGAAUCCGGUACAUUACAUGGAAAAUUUUCCAGUUUUGGUGAAUGGGAUGAAUGUUUUGAAUUGGAAUCACCACAGAGUUCUUCAACCGGUUUAACUGUAAAAUCACAAUAUUGUAUGUUGGAAGUGAAAAUACCUUAUCCAGUUGUAAAUAAUUUGGAGGAAUUGAAACAAGUGGUCGAUGUUAAUCAUCCAUGGUUUAUGAAAAUGAAAAAAUAUCUACGAAAUUUUCGUCUACACAACCUGUUUACGCCAUAUAAAUUGAUUGAAUUACUUCAGAUGACCAAUGGUACAAUUUAUCGUGCUGGCCUUUGUAUACCACAUCUUUGUAAACAAUAUGAAAUUGAAAAUCUUAUACAAAAUUUAACUUAUCCAAUUUUUCGUAUGCCAUUACAAUUGGGACCUAAAUGUUAUAAAAUUGAUGAUCCAGUUAAAUUUAAGCCACAUCAACUUGUUGCUGCAACAUUGAUCACAGCAUUGGUUGCAUUCGUCAUACUUUGUACAAUCAUUGAAUUCUACAAUAUUAAUUAUGAUCGUACAACAGCAAAGAAUAAUCUAAAACUUGGAAAUGUUAUGUUUCAACAUGAUUUGAUUAUGAAACCGAAUUUAUUUCUUUAUUCAUUCUCAAUGAUUACAAAUAGUCGUAGUUUAUUGAAACAUUCACGUUUUAGUUCAUUAGAUUCGAUGAAAUUUUUAUUCAUGAUCUAUAUACAUCUUUAUAAUUAUUUCAAUCUACAAUCAACAAUUGGCUUUGUUUCAUUGAAACGUAUAUUCACAACAUAUCCGGCAUUAGCAAUGCGUAGUGAUCGUUAUACUUGGUUCCGUACAACAUUACCAUUUGAACCGAUAUUUAUAAUUAGUGGCCUAGUGGUUGGUUUUAAUAUUCAUCAAAAAUUGAAAGGAUCAUUCACAAAGAAUAAUUAUCUACUUUAUGUUGCACGUUUAUGGGCACAAUUUGCUGCUACUUAUAUUGGUUCAGUGUUUUUCAUCUAUCUAUUACCGGUUAUGAAUCGUGCACCAGUAUGGGAAAAUGGAAUGUCAUGGUUAGAUGGUUGUCUUAAUCCACAAAUUGUAUUGAAUGGAUUAUUAUUCAUUUCAAAUUAUAAUGUACAAAUGGGUUCAAUGGGUGGCCGUCAUUCACCAAUAUUACCGAUGUGUAAUCCACCAACAUGGAUGACAUCUGCAUUAAUACAAUUAUUGGUUAUUGCACCGAUAAUUGUUUAUAUUGCCUAUCAGCUAAGCAAACGUGGUGCAUACAUUUUUUUCAUGUCAAUCAUAAUUAUUGGUUUUCUAAUGAAUUUAUUACCAUUCAUUGUGUUUGGUAUAAAACCGGAUGUACAUUUUCUGGAAUUUGAAACCCUAUAUGAAACAAUACUAUCACAUUCAUGGUAUCGUUAUGGAACGCAAGCUUAUAUCGGUUGUUUUCUAAUGGGCAUCAUGGCUGGCUAUCUUCUAGUCGAUUUUAAAAUAUUAUUACGUUUUGAAAUUGAAACCACUGUAUUGGUUGUUUCAUUCAUAUUGAUACAGAUAUCGAUAGCAGUGAACAAUGUAUUCUGGCGUCUAGAUCGACCACCAUCAUUGAUAUUAUCAUUAACAUGGUAUACAUUGAUACGUUUCCUUGGUUCAGUUGGUUUUACCGGUAUAUUCUUUUUGAUUGCAUCGAAUCGUUGUAGUUUAUUCAAUCGACUCUUAGAUUGGUCACCAUUACGAUCAAUCUCUCGUCUUGCUUAUUCAUAUUUUAUGGUACAUAUAUUGAUCGUUUUCUAUCGUAUAUUCUCCACUAAAGAUGUCCAAUCAAUGACCGAUUCAAUGAUGUUGCAAAAUUUUGCCAUCGAUGUUAUGUUCACAUUAUUACUUGCAUAUCUAUUCUAUUGUAUGGUAGAAUGUCCAUGUGUGAACAUAUUGAAUUGGAGUCAAGGAAAAAUAUUUUUCGAUGUUGAACAUGUACAACAAUCAUCGAAUGAAAAAUCAACAACAAUGAUGAUGAUGACGAAUGGUGGUGAUGGCCAUUUACACAUUAACAAUAAUAUAUCAACAGCAACAACCGGUUCAUUAGAUCAAUUGGCAACAACACAACAACAACAAGAUAAAUCAUCAGCAUUAAAGAAUGUGACCAAUAAUAAUAAUAACAUUGGCUAUACAAAUAAUGCAUAUGUUAGUAAUGGAGAUUUAUCAUCAUCAUCAACAUCAUCUUCGUCGACACCACCACCACCAUCCAUUAAUAAAAAUAAUAAUGGUGAUGAUCAACAACAACCAAUUCAAUCUAAAGAAGAUGUUGAAAAAUGUUAACAUUAAAUCAACACAUAAACAAAGAAUCCAUUGAAUCAGCGUGUGUGUGUGUGAAUGAAUCAAUAACAUCAUCAUCAUCGUCAUCAUCAUCAUUAUCAUAGAAUUGAAAUACCAAAAAAAAAAAAAAAAUACGAUGAAAUCCAAAAUGUAGCAAAACAACUAGAAAGCAAACAAAAAAAUUGUGAUCACAAAAUCAAUAUAUUGUCAUAAUUAUAUAAUUACACAUUCUGAAAAGAACAAAAAAAAAUUAUUAUUUCGAUUCUUUUCGAUUAAUUAAUAAUAAUAAUAAAAAAAAUUUUUUUUUUUCCGUCACAUUUCAAAAAAAAGAUAAUUUUCUCGUUCUCAUUGUAUUUGUUGUAUAAGCAGUUUGACAACCAAUUACCUAUUUUCAGAAAAAAAAUCCAUUUCCAUUUCCAUUCUAUUCCUUUUCAUUUAUUAUUUAUUUUUCGGAUAAAAAUUUUGUAACAAUAAGUUUCAAUUUCAAACAAACAAACAAAAAAAAGAAAUAAAUUGUGAUUCUUGGCUGAUUGGUUUCUCAUUGGAAACUAUUCCGACAGGAAUUGUUGGCUUUCAUUA
Dermatophagoides farinae (American house dust mite) is the source of this 3219-nucleotide messenger RNA. RefSeq lists its product as uncharacterized. NCBI's taxonomy places the organism in Eukaryota, Metazoa, Arthropoda, Arachnida, Sarcoptiformes, Pyroglyphidae. The record is from RefSeq and is a predicted model, not a curated record.